This is a messenger RNA of Candida tropicalis MYA-3404, 2919 nucleotides long. RefSeq names its product Nma111p (gene NMA111). The transcript has a single exon. The record is from RefSeq and is a predicted model, not a curated record. Lineage: Eukaryota; Fungi; Ascomycota; Pichiomycetes; Serinales; Debaryomycetaceae. Gene Ontology annotation, molecular function: serine-type endopeptidase activity; protein binding. The coding region runs from base 1 to 2919 and encodes 972 amino acids. Gene Ontology annotation, biological process: proteolysis.
AUGACUAAAAGAGAAGCAGACGGUCCUUUAAAUGGGAUAGAUAAGAAAAGAGCACUACAAGACGAUAUCAGCGAAGAUAGUGAAGAUGAGAUCAUCUCAGAUUCUCCGCAACAAGUUUUCGAUAUUCCAGUCUCCCAGAAUAAUCAUUGGCAAGAAACCAUCACCCAAGUUGUUAACUCAGUUGUUUCUAUUCAUUUUUCUCAAGUUACAUGUUUUGAUACCGAAUCAGCAUUAGUUAGUGAAGCCACUGGGUUUGUGGUUGAUGCAGAAAAAGGAUUAAUUCUUACAAAUAGACAUGUCGUUGGACCUGGUCCAUUUACAGGAUAUGUCGUAUUUGAUAAUCACGAAUCUGUUGAAGUCAAACCUAUCUAUAGAGAUCCUAUCCAUGAUUUUGGUUUCUUGAGUUUUGAUCCAAAAUCAGUUAAAUACCUUAAAUUAACCCAACUUGAGUUGUGUCCACAAUUGGCAAAAAUUGGUACUGAAAUUAGAGUUGUGGGUAAUGAUGCUGGUGAAAAAUUAUCUAUUUUAGCAGGUAUAAUUUCAAGAUUGGAUAGAAAUGCUCCGGAGUACGGUUCAAUGACUUAUAAUGAUUUUAACACAGAGUAUAUUCAAGCGGCAGCAUCUGCAGCUGGGGGUUCAUCUGGUUCUCCAGUUGUCAAUGAAGAUGGAAAGUGUGUUGCAUUACAAGCUGGUGGAUCUACUGAAGCAGCAACUGAUUUCUUCUUGCCAGUUUAUAGACCUUUAAGAGCAUUACAAUGCAUUCAACAGGAGAAACCAAUAACCAGAGGUGAUAUCCAAGUUGAAUGGCAGUUGAAACCGUUCAAUGAGUGUGUAAGAUUAGGGUUAACUGCUGAAGCAGAAGAAAAAGCAAGAGAAUUAUUCCCUGAUAAGAUUGGUUUAUUGGUUGCGGAAUUAGUUUUACCAGAAGGACCUGCCGAUGGGCUAAUCAAAGAAGGGGAUACUUUAAUCUCCAUCAAUGGUGAAUACAUUUCUACAUUCAUAAGAGUUGACGAGAUACUUGAUGAAAAUGUUGGCAAUGAAUUGGAAUUUGUUAUUCAAAGAGGUGGUCGUACAUUGCAGCACAAGAUAAAGAUUGGAAACCUUCAUGAUAUUACACCAAAUAGAUUUGUAUCAGUUGCUGGUGCAACUUUUAAUGACAUGUCAUACCAAAUUGCCAGAUCAUUUGGAUUACCAGUUAAAGGGGUAUUUGUCAAUCAUGGAGCUGGUUCAUUUGAAUUUUCUUCGCAAGAUACAUUAGGAUGGUUUAUUCAAGCUGUUGACGAUGUACCAGUGGGCAAUUUAGACGAAUUUGUUGAAGCUAUGAAGAAUGUCCCUGAUAAGGCUAGAAUCGCUGUCCAAUAUAAGCAUGUUACUGAUUUCCAUUCAGAAUACGUUCACAACAUCCAUAUCGAUAGACACUGGAACUCCAGCUUUAAAAUGGCUACUCGUAAUGACAAGACAGGGUUAUGGGAUUUUACAACUAUACAAGAGAAGCCACUACCUCCUGUUGCUCCUCAACCACAAAAUGCAAAAUAUAUUGAUAUUCCAUUUGAUGAUGAAAGCAAAAAAGGUUGUUCAGAAUUAGUUCGCUCAUUUGUGGAAGUUCGUACAGUUUGUCCAAGUACUGUUGAUUCACAUCCAUUCAAAAAAUCCAUCUGUCAUGGUGUUGUCAUUGAUGCCGAAAAUGGGUUUGUUCUUGUUUCUAGAAGAUAUGUUCCACAUAAUAUGUGUGAUGUAUUCCUUGUCUUUGCCGAAUCCAUUGAUGUUGAAGCAAAAGUUGUGUUUUUACACCCUCAUCUUAAUUAUGCCAUUGUAAAGUAUGAUCCAAAAUUAGUUUUAGCUGACGUUAAGACACCUGCAUUUGGCGAAAAACCAUUACAAAGAGGAGAAAAGACAAUCUUUGUUGGUUACAAUCCUAACUCAAGAUUGGUUACUGAUGAUGUUAGAGUCAGUUCAGUUUCCUCAAGAAAUAUGUCAGCCAACCAAUUGGCUCCUCGUUAUCGAGGUACAAACUUGGAAUGUAUUGUUCUUGACAGUAAAAUUACUCACGAAUGCCUGUCUGGUGUUUUAGCUGACGAUGAUGGAACAGUUCGUGCAAUUUGGUUGAGUUAUUUGGGUGAACCAAACGAUUCUGUAUAUAGAAUGGGUUUGGAUGUGACUGAUAUCAAAGACGUUGUUUCAGAAUUACAAAAGAAUAAUGUUCCUAAGAAUUUGAGAAUCCUUGAUGCUGAGUUUAGAUCUACCACUGUUUUCACUAGUAGGGCCAGAGGUGUAUCACAAGAGUGGAUUGAUAAAUAUGAAAAAGACGCUACAGACCAAAUUCAAUUUUUAAGUGUUACCAGAGUUGCUGCACCAAGUUUAAGUGGUGUUGCAUGUCCAUUGAAGACAGGUGAUAUCGUUCUCUCAGUUGAUGGUCAAAUAGUAAAAGAUAUGAGAGGUUUGAAGUCAAUGUACACUAAAGAAGUUUUGGAAUUCAAGAUUAUGAGACAAAAGAAAGAAAUGAGUUUACAAGUUCCUACAAUUGAUACUAGUGCUCUUGAAACUUCACAUGUUGUUUUCUGGUCUGGUGUUUUACUUCAACCACCACACUUUGGUGUAAGACAAUUGAUGAAAAGUAUUCCAUCAGAAGUUUACGUCAUUGAGAAAGCUGCUGGAAGUCCAGGUACUCAAUAUGGUAUUGCACCAGUCAGUUUCAUAACACAUGUUAAUGAUCAAGAAACUAAAGAUCUUGAUUCAUUUGUGAAAGUAGUUAAAGAUAUUCCUGAUAAAACUUAUGUGAAAUUAAGAAUGGUUUCAUUUGAUAAUGUUCCUAUGGCAAUUUCAUUGAAAACUGAUUAUCACUAUUUCCCAACAACUGAAAUCAAAAGAUCCGAACAAACCAAUGAAUGGAAUGAACAAGUAUACAAUGAAUCCAAAUAG